AAAAUGAAAGUGAAAGUGAGGGUGAAACAAAAUGGAGGUCUAAAAAGAUUCUCCGGUAAAAGUUUUCUUAUUUUCAGGCGUAGAGGUAAAUAGACGAUUACAAACGUGUUACUAUUUGCUAUUAUCUAAUGUUGGAUAUGUCCUGAACAGUCGUAGGAUAUAUGAAGGAUAGUAUACUAUCGUGGUGAGUGAAAAAAUUGAUUUAUACGAAAUGCACGUACACCAGUCCUUUGUGUAAGAGAUCUGCCCAUAAUAAAUCAGUCAUGCCGGGUAAAGCCAAAAAGGCUCGUGCACGUAAUACCACUAGGCACACUAGAUCAAGUUCAGAAAUGUCAAAUGAUGAGGGAAAGGUUUGUGAUACUGAAGAGACUGAUAGUGAGGAGGCAGCAUGUACCACGCCCAAAGGAAAUCCUGUAGUAACAGAUAAUGUCAAUAUUAGUGAAGAAGGACGGAUCCUUAUUGAUCGUAUGGAAUGCUUGAGUAGAGAAAUCACGAAACAAAACUCGGAAUUUCAUGAUGAAAUGAAUGUAUUGAGAGAUGAUAUUCGAAAAAACACAAAUGACAUGAAAAAUGCAUUUAAGGAGGAAAUAAGUGAACUGAAGAGUGGUAUCACCUAUGCCCAGGAAGUCAGUGAAGAGAAUAAGAUCAAAGUAGAGGAACACGAAGAAUGUCUUAAGGAUAUUCAAAUUCAAUCAUCUUCCAUGUCUACUGCUAUAAAGAAUAUGUCAUAUCAAUAUAACAAAAUGUAUGAUGAACUGAACACUAAACUUCUGGAUAUGAAUGUGUACUCUCGUAGAAGUGCACUCCACUUUCAGAACAUUCCUGAGGAGGAUGGCGAGAAUCCAGGAGACGUAAUGAAGCACUUCUUUGUCAAUAGACUUAAGAUGUCGAAGGAUGAGGUGCAAAAUAUUCGCUUCGAGCGUGUACAUCGAAUCCCACUUGGUCCUAAAGAAAAGUACAGAUUCACUAGAACAAUGACCGUGAAAUUCAACUGGUACCAGGAUAGAGAGACAGUGUGGGGAAAACGUUUUAGUCUUAAAGGAUCAAAUAUAUACGUUACUGAGAGCUUUCCAAAGGAAGUUGAGGAUAACAGACGCCUGUUGAUGCCAUAUUUCAAAAAGGCCAAGGAACUAAAAUGGAAAUGUGCCAUGAUCGCAGACACCCUUAUAGUGAAAGAUGAGCGAUAUAAGAUUGGAGACAUACAAAAAUUACCAAUGGAACUUUUGAAUGACAACUCAUCAAUGCGAGAUUUGGACACGGUAUUUUUGUACAAUUCGUCCACAUCCCCCCUUGGCCCAGAUAGCUGCACACCCUUUGAAUGCGAAGGCACGAUGUUCCGUAGUGUGACGCAAUACCUAGCCUAUAAUAGAGCUAUCGUAAUGAAGGAUCAGCGUACUGCAGACAAGGUGCUACAAACAUCUGACCCCAGACAAAUAAGAAGGCUUAUAUCUGAAAUCAGAGGAAGUGAUGGCCAAUCAUGGAGAAAAGUAAGUGACAGCCAUGUGAUAAAAGCUACGGCUAUUAAAUUCAGUGUGCACAAGCAAAUCAGAGCUCUUUUGAUGAGAACUGGGUCCAAAACCAUAGGAGAGUGUAACCCACAUGAUAUGAUUAUGGGCACAGGAUGUAGUUUAAAUGAUAAAACUGCUAGUGACACAAGUGCCUGGAGAGGUCAAAAUCUUGGUGGCAACGCUCUCAUGGAAACGAGAAACCAUAUCAGGAAGAUUGACAAGGCAUAA
Molecule: messenger RNA, 1736 nt
Organism: Owenia fusiformis
Lineage: Eukaryota; Metazoa; Annelida; Polychaeta; Sabellida; Oweniidae
Source: the annotation of a GenBank genome assembly